UGCGAUGCCUGAGCCAGCUAAGUCUGCUUCUGCUCCGAAGAAGGGCUCCAAAAAGGCGGUGGCCAAGGCCCAGAAAAAGGACGGCAAGAAGCGCAAGCGCAGUCGCAAGGAGAGCUACUCCGUGUAUGUGUACAAGGUGUUGAAGCAGGUUCACCCGGAUACCGGUAUUUCCUCCAAGGCUAUGGGCAUCAUGAAUUCAUUUGUCAACGACAUCUUCGAGCGCAUCGCGGGCGAGGCGUCGCGUCUGGCGCAUUACAACAAACGCUCGACCAUCACGUCCAGGGAGAUCCAGACGGCCGUGCGCCUGUUGUUGCCCGGGGAGUUGGCCAAGCAUGCCGUGUCCGAGGGCACCAAGGCUGUUACCAAGUACACCAGCUCCAAAUAA
This is a messenger RNA of Lagenorhynchus albirostris (white-beaked dolphin), 385 nucleotides long. Its product is annotated as histone H2B type 1-C/E/F/G/I-like. Gene Ontology annotation, molecular function: structural constituent of chromatin; DNA binding; protein heterodimerization activity. Gene Ontology annotation, cellular component: nucleosome. The transcript has a single exon. Bases 5 to 385 code for a protein of 126 amino acids. The record is from RefSeq and is a predicted model, not a curated record. Lineage: Eukaryota; Metazoa; Chordata; Mammalia; Artiodactyla; Delphinidae.